Molecule: messenger RNA, 1221 nt
Organism: Heterotrigona itama
Lineage: Eukaryota; Metazoa; Arthropoda; Insecta; Hymenoptera; Apidae
Source: the annotation of a GenBank genome assembly
AGGACGAAGCGAUCGAUUUCGGUAGCAGUUUCUCGUGAAGUAGAGAUUGCGAAAAAUCAUCAAGUACACGGAUUAGCAGAAAGAUUUACGGUAACACGCGCUGUUAGUUAAUCUAAUAUGGAGCGUAAUUAAGGAUUAUGAAUGCCAUAAUAAUGACUAACUUCUUGUGGUUGUACUUAAGUCAUACCUUUACACUUUAAGGUUUACGUUUAAGGCCAAUUAAAUAUGUAAGUUGCAUAAUAUUUCACUAUCGGAGUGUUUUCGAGUUUAAUUGCUAGGCAUUUAUUUCUACGUUUCUUUUUUUUUUUUUUUUUUUUUUAAUUUCAAUGGUUCCCGGUACCGGAAGAUUCCGUGACGAUAGUCGUCGACUCACUGGAUCAGAGGUUUAACGAAUUCUGAUUUCUUUUUCUUUUUCUCUCCUUUCUUUCUCGUUGAAAGAAAAUUUUCUGGCAGACGAUUCGCCUCUCGAAGGAACGAGAGCUUGACAAAUCACCAGUCGUUUGUCACAGCUCCGACUUUGAGGUUCGACGAACAUUCUCUCUAGCCUCUUACUUACAAAACGAUGAAAUAUUAACGAAGUAUCCUUUCAGUCUCCGUUUCUUUUCCCUUUUUUUCUUUUCUUUAAUCUCGGUUAAUUAUCGAGGAAAAAUUCGAACGCGUAAUCAAUUGGUUCUGCAAUUUUUUUUCUCCGAUUGACAGUUCAUUUCUGUAUCCAGCGUAUCGAACAAAGUCGACGAGAGGCCUGUGAGAUUGCGCAAAGGAACUGUUUGACGAACUCAUAUCGGAAAUCAGGUAUCGAGACCGCCUGUCGUUUCAUGGCUCCGGCAAGACUCUGCGCACCGGACCUUGGUCUCACUUUUGUGAUUAUUAUUUAAGUUAGACUUAAAGCGUACUUUGAGCGUACGCUAGGUUAGACUAGGCUUUUUACAAUGUUUCAUGUAUGUUUCAUGAAAAGGAAACUCCCUUUCAUUAUCAUUCUUCUGUCGCCGAUGAGAUUCUACGAGCGAAAGUAAUCAACGAAUUCAUACGUCGACGAUGCGAACAUAGCUAUAAAUAUUCGAGCGGUUGAUGAUAAAGAUAAAUAGAGCUCGUGAAUAUUCAGAGAAUCAAGCAUGGAGUGCAUUUAUACCAUCUCGCCCAACAACGACCAUGUACCCCUCGAUCCCGCAGGAGGGGAAAUUAACAGAACCGAAAGAGAAUUCAGUUCAAACGCUGGUUUGA